Diospyros lotus (date-plum) is the source of this 3517-nucleotide messenger RNA. RefSeq names its product probable polyribonucleotide nucleotidyltransferase 1, chloroplastic. Gene Ontology annotation, cellular component: mitochondrion; cytosol; chloroplast stroma. Lineage: Eukaryota; Viridiplantae; Streptophyta; Magnoliopsida; Ericales; Ebenaceae. Gene Ontology annotation, biological process: mitochondrial RNA 3'-end processing; mitochondrial mRNA catabolic process. Gene Ontology annotation, molecular function: 3'-5'-RNA exonuclease activity; polyribonucleotide nucleotidyltransferase activity; RNA binding. Bases 152 to 3076 code for a protein of 974 amino acids. The transcript is spliced from 25 exons. The record is from RefSeq and is a predicted model, not a curated record.
UCGAUGCGAGAGAGAGAGAGCGCAAACUCUUUCUAUCUAUUUUAUUUUCUAGCUCUAGAGAGCGAAGCAAACGGAUAAGUCUUUCCGUCUCUCGUGCCAGCCAGCCAGCCAGCCGGUGUCAGCAGUCACGCAUUCCCUUGUUGAAGCGGAGAUGUUAGCAAACCCUAGCUUCCAUGGAGGAGGACCUGCUUGUCCUACUGGGCUCGCUCGGUUCACGUACUCGGAUCGCUACACACUUUCUCUCUCCUCUUCCAUUGGCCCUUUCCGUAUUCUUCCCAAGACGACCCUGGUGUUACCUUCCUCCCCUUAUUCAUUUUCUUUAUCACUCAAUCUACCAAGAAAAGGAAUUAUUAGAAGAAGCUCCUCUGCUCGGUUCCAUCUUAAGUCUUCCGGCGAAUCCGAAAUUUUAGAGUCAGAGACCCAUAGCAAUACCGCCCAAUAUUGUCAGCCCCACUCUGUCAAAAUUCCGGUUGGCGACAGACAUAUAUUGGUUGAGACAGGUCACAUGGGGAGACAAGCUAGUGCAGCUGUUACAGUAACAGAUGGAGAAACUAUUGUCUAUACAUCUGUUUGUUUGGCCGAUGUUCCGAGUGAGCCUGCUGAUUUUUUCCCUCUUUCUGUACAUUAUCAAGAGCGUUUUUCAGCGGCAGGUCGAACAAGUGGGGGUUUUUUCAAACGGGAAGGAAGGACAAAAGAUCAUGAGGUUCUUAUUUGUAGAUUGAUUGAUAGGCCUCUGCGUCCAACCAUGCUUAAGGGAUUCUAUCAUGAAACUCAGAUACUAUCUUGGGUCUUGAGCUAUGAUGGUUUGCACUCUCCUGAUUCCAUGGCAGUCACUGCAGCAGGAAUCGCAAUAGCACUUUCUGAAGUGCCAAAUACAAAAGUUGUUGCGGGAGUUCGAAUUGGUCUUGUUAAUGAUAAGUUUAUUGUGAAUCCAACAACAAAAGAGAUGGAAGAGUCUGAGUUGGAUUUGUUGCUAGCUGGUACGGACAGUGCAAUUUUGAUGAUAGAGGGUUACUGCAAUUUCCUCCCUGAGGAGAAGUUACUGCAAGCAGUAGAAGUUGGGCAGGUUGCAGUGCAAGGAAUUUGCAAUGAGGUCGAGGCUUUAGCCAGAAGGUGUGGGAAACCAAAAAUGCUUGAUGCCAUCAAAUUACCACCCCCUGAACUAUAUAGGCAUGUUGAAGAAAUUGCUGGUACAGAAUUUGUCAAUGUGCUUCAAAUUAAGAACAAAAUACCUAGAAGAAAGGCUAUCUCAUCAUUGGAAGAGAAAGUUUUGACUAUACUCACAGAGACAGGUUAUGUUAGUAAGGAUGAGGCUUUCGGAGCUACUGAGGCAGUACCAGACUUGUUUGAGGAUGAAGAUGAAGAUGAAGAAGUGGUUGUAGAUGGUGAAGUUGAUGAAGGUGAUGUUCACAUAAAGCCAGUUUCACGAAAAUCUACUCCCUUGUUAUUCUCCGAGGUAGAUGUGAAGUUGGUAUUCAAAGAAGUUACAUCCAAAUUCCUACGCAAACGCAUUGUCGAGGGAGGGAAAAGAAGUGAUGGACGAGCUGCAUCUGAGAUACGAUUGAUUGACUCAAGAUGUGGAUUACUUCCUAGAGCACAUGGAAGCGCUCUUUUCACACGUGGGGAAACACAGUCGCUUGCUGUUGUUACUCUUGGUGAUAAACAAAUGGCGCAAAGAAUUGACAACCUUGAAGGUGCAGAUGAAUUUAAGCAAUUCUAUCUUCAGUACUCUUUUCCUCCAUCAUGUGUUGGGGAAGUUGGGCGAAUGGGAGCACCCAGUAGAAGAGAAAUUGGUCACGGGAUGCUUGCAGAGAGAGCCCUCGAACCUAUUUUACCUUCUGAAGAUGAUUUCCCUUAUACAAUACGUGUUGAGAGUACCAUCACUGAGAGCAAUGGCUCUUCAAGCAUGGCCUCUGUUUGUGGAGGAUGCUUAGCGUUGCAAGAUGCUGGUGUCCCUGUUAAGUGCCGUAUUGCUGGUAUUGCGAUGGGCAUGGUUUUGGAUACCGCGGAAUUUGGGGGAGAUGGAACACCUCUCAUUCUUUCUGACAUCACUGGAUCUGAAGAUGCAUCGGGAGACAUGGAUUUCAAGGUUGCUGGAAAUGAAGAUGGUGUAACGGCAUUUCAGAUGGACGUAAAGGUUGGAGGAAUUACUUUACCGGUCAUGAGGCAUGCACUCCAACAAGCAAGAGAUGGCCGGAAGCAUAUUCUUGAUGAGAUGUCAAAAUGCUCACCACCUCCUUCAGAAAAGCUUUCAAAAUAUGCUCCAUUGAUUCAUGUUAUGAAGGUGAAGCCAGAGAAAAUCAACCUUAUUAUUGGUUCUGGUGGGAAGAAGGUGAAGAGUAUUAUUGAAGAAACUGGUGUAGAAGCUAUUGACACAAGAGAUGAUGGAAUGGUGAAAAUUACUGCCAAGGAUCUGUCCAGUCUAGAGAAAUCGAAAGCCAUUAUCAGCAAUCUGACAAUGGUUCCCACUGUUGGUGAUAUCUACAGAAACUGUGAGAUCAAAUCAGUGGCCCCUUAUGGAGCUUUUGUUGAGAUAGCACCUGGGCUUGAGGGACUUUGUCAUAUCAGUGAGUUGAGUGCAAAUUUCCUGGCAAAAACUGAAGAUGCUUUCAAUGUCGGAGACCGUGUCGAUGUGAAGCUUAUUGAGAUGAAUGAAAAGGGACAACUUCGCCUAAGCCACCGUGCUCUACUUGCAGACAUGCAUCCAGAGAAACCCAAUUUGAAGCAACGAGCGAGUGGGCUUACCAAGGAAAGCAUAGCUUCCGAAAAAGCUCCUGAUAAGGUUACACCUAAGAAAGUUGUGAACGUGCAGAAGGAUGGUUUAGCAGAAGGGAAAACAGAACAGUCCACUCGUAAAAGUAGCAGUGUCAAACAAACAAGCCCCCUUAAAGGUCAUCUGGGUGAGGGCAAUCUACUGAAGGAACCUAAAGAGAAGAUUGUUAAGAGAUUUGUCAAAUCUACGAAGGAUGGUGCCUCUACCGUCAAAGAGAAGCCAACAACGAGCAGCAGUGAAGCUGUUAGCAGUUUUGGUGAAACCAAAAGUAUCUUGGUUGAUGGAGAUGCCAAAGUCAGAUAGUGGGCAACAAAAAGAGAUCAGUUUUCAACUUCUUAAUUGAGAUAGACAGCCUUCCACCUAAAAAAGGAAAAAAGGAAGUUGUUCAAUUCAUAGAGAGCUUGGAACGCAUUGGAGAGUUAAAAUUGUUGCAAUGAGCGAAAGAAGCCAAUGAAGCAUGGGCCCUCAUAGGGUUACUUUUUGUGGAGGGGAUUCGCACCUGCUGGCAGCUGGAAUCGUUUAGUCUGGGAAGCUCGAUCUUUGAUUGGUAAUAUCGCUUAAAAAAAUUGCCCUGGUGGAGGCCAUUCUUAACUGCUGCAACUACAACAAUUUCUGGUGUUUUGUAACGAGAUAAAGAUAUUUUAUUUGAUUGUAUUCUUUGGGUAAAUUAUUUGUUUGAGAUUAUAAGUUUAUAGAUUGCUUAUUGCCCAAUUUAUAAGGAUAUGGAUCGUAUUUUCCUCUUUA